AUGUCGAACCCUGCAUCCACAGUGGCCAUUGGAUCGCUGCUGCGCCGCCAUAAGCUUCUAAAACAGAGGCAAGGUCUAUUUCAGUCUCGCCACGUUGACUUCUUUCGUUACAAAAGGUUCGUUAGAGCACUGAAUGCACGCGAAUACCAGUCCAAGUCCGCUAACCAGCCAGAUCUCUACCCUGUCGUUGACAACGAAGAAGACGCGAGGAAGGUCUUCAUUGAGCUGAUCAAGGCUCAGCUUGUGGUGCCCUGCAGAAAGCUCCACAGUGCCGAAUGCAAAGAUCACGGCCUGAAACCAGACAAAGAUUACCCAAACCUGCUGCUAUCAGACAAGGCCACACUACAACCCGAUGAGUACUAUGCGUGGAACUUCAACCCAAAGACGCUAACUGACUACCUUCUCGUCUUGGGCAUCGUCGCCGGUAUCCUCGCUUUCGUAUGCUACCCGCUGUGGCCCUCAUCCAUGAGACGUGUUGUCUAUUACAUUUCGCUUGCUCUACUGGCUCUCAUUGGUCUGUUCUUUGCUGUCGCGAUCCUGCGAUUCAUCAUCUACCUGCUAUCGCUGGCUGUGUGUAGUGAAAAGGGUGGCUUUUGGUUGUUUCCCAACCUGUUUGAAGACUGCGGAGUCCUCGAAAGUUUCAAGCCUCUUUACGGCUCUGGUGAGUCUGAGUGCUAUAGCUACAUUAAGAAAAUGAAAAGAAGAAAGAGAAAGAUGAACAAGAAAGAUUAA
Lachancea thermotolerans CBS 6340 is the source of this 732-nucleotide messenger RNA. RefSeq names its product Sec63 complex subunit SEC62 (gene SEC62). Gene Ontology annotation, biological process: post-translational protein targeting to membrane, translocation. The record is from RefSeq and is a predicted model, not a curated record. The coding region runs from base 1 to 732 and encodes 243 amino acids. NCBI's taxonomy places the organism in Eukaryota, Fungi, Ascomycota, Saccharomycetes, Saccharomycetales, Saccharomycetaceae. Gene Ontology annotation, cellular component: endoplasmic reticulum; endoplasmic reticulum membrane. The transcript has a single exon.